UGAAGGCGUUUUCAGUUAAAAACUUAAUUAGCUGCAGUUCGGACGCAAAGUUUUCAAGGGAACUUCAAGAGCUGUACUCAUAAAAUGAAUCACCUGGGCUCCAUACUGCUCCUCCUGCUCAUCAUGUGCAUUCAACGCUCACGACAGCAAGCCUUUGCGAAUUCCGAACCUUUGACGGAUAAUGGGAUUUACAUGCCCGGCCUGGAGGACGACCUGGACUGGUCGGGGGCUAAGUGGCAGCUGGUGGUCCGCUUUCUGAUGCAGCGCCAGCAGCUGCGUUUCUGCAUCGCACUGGCCAGAUUCGAUGAGCAGCUGGUGCCCGGCACAGCCUGCCAGGCUCUCCUGGCCAACGGCCCGCUCAUGGCCAACUGCGAUAUUGGUAACAUCGAGGACCUGACCAUGACCUUGCGCUACGCCUUCGGCGAAAUUCUGCUGGACACGAGUCGAAAGUGUCGUCCUGGCCUGGAGCUAUUCGGAGUUCGCUGCAGGCGGAGGGCUUGAAUAUUAUUAUUUUUAUUCCCAGAAUUAAAGUACGGACAUUUCAUAUUUCAGCAACGCCAACUGCCAAAUUAAAACAGUUUAGCUUAACAUUAA
Messenger RNA from Drosophila santomea, 594 nucleotides. RefSeq lists its product as uncharacterized. The transcript has a single exon. Lineage: Eukaryota; Metazoa; Arthropoda; Insecta; Diptera; Drosophilidae. The coding region runs from base 85 to 501 and encodes 138 amino acids. The record is from RefSeq and is a predicted model, not a curated record.